AUGUCCCUCUCGUCCUCGCAGCUCUCCUCGAUCUGGUCGGAACUCGAGACGUCCGGGUGCCUCAUCACCGCCAGCGGACAAGUCCACACGCAGACCGACGCGACGCGGGUGCCGCACGCGUGUAUCGCCGCCGGGGGCAGGAGCGUGUGGAAUACCGCCGUGCGCACGACCGCCAACGACCCCUACAUCAUCCUCUGCACCCCGCGCGAGGGCACCGUCGGCGACCUCCAGACUGCGCUGAGUGCCGACGGGGACGUCGUCGUCGAGGGAUGUCGUGGCGACUUUGCGGUCCAGCAGCGUAAUGCCGCGGCUUCGCGACACUGGGGCAAGGUGCUGAGCCUUGCGGCGGUCGGAUACCUCGCUGUCCUGGCUCUUUCGUGGUAA
Vanrija pseudolonga is the source of this 384-nucleotide messenger RNA. RefSeq lists its product as uncharacterized. NCBI's taxonomy places the organism in Eukaryota, Fungi, Basidiomycota, Tremellomycetes, Trichosporonales, Trichosporonaceae. Bases 1 to 384 code for a protein of 127 amino acids. The transcript has a single exon. The record is from RefSeq and is a predicted model, not a curated record.